AUGUCUACAAUAAUGAAAGAAGAAGUGUUGCUCUCAUGUGAUGAAGAUAGCUAUGAUAGAGCAAAAGAAGUUCAAGAAUUUGAUGAAACUAAAGCAGGAGUGAAAGGACUAAUAGACUCUGGUAUCAUCAACCUUCCAAGAUUCUUGAUCCAUCCACAAGAGACUCUUCCAAACUAUGAUGCAACUUCUUCAUGCUUAUUUCAAGUACCUGUGAUAGAUUUCACAGGACAUGAAAAGUGUAGAAGGUUAGAGAUAAUCAGUGAGAUUAAGAAAGCAUCAGAAACAUGGGGUUUCUUCCAAAUGGUGAAUCAUGGUGUUCCAGUUCAUGUUAUGGAUGACAUGUUAAAGGUUAUAAAAGAGUUUCAUGAGCAAGAUAAGGAAGUGAAGAAAGAGUGGUACUCACGUGAUCAUAAGAUGAAAGUUAGAUACUUUUGUAACGGUGAUCUUCUUGUUGCUAAAGCAGCUAAUUGGAGGGAUACCAUAUUGUUUGAUUUUCAAGAUGGUCCUCUUGAUCAACAAGCAUAUCCUCUAGUGUGCAGGGAAGCAGUGAGCAAAUACAUGGAACAUAUUCUAAAACUUAAGGAAAUAUUAUCAGAAUUGCUGUCAGAGGCAUUGGGGUUAAAGAAGGACUAUCUUGCAAAUAUAGAAUGCAUGAAAAGUGAAAUAGUGGUUUGUCACUAUUACCCUCCUUGUCCACAACCAGAAUUGACAUUUGGUACUACAAAACAUUCAGAUCCAUCAUCCCUCACAAUUCUCCUCCAAGACACCAUUGGUGGACUCCAAGUUCUCCAUCAAAAUCAUUGGAUUGAUAUUACUCCAAUUCAUGGAGGACUUGUGGCAAACAUAGGUGACUUCAUGCAGCUUAUCAGCAAUGACAAGUUCAAAAGUGUUGAGCAUAGAGUACUUGCAGGAAGUGUUGGACCAAGAGCAUCGGCUGCUUGCCACAUGUACCCCGACGCAUGUCAAAAAUAUCAACCGAUAGAGGAGUUCACAUCCGAUGAAAAUCCGCCAAAAUAUAGAGAAACUGAUAUUACUGAAUAUCUCACUCACUUUAGAUCCAAAGGGCUUGAUGGACAUAAAACCCUCCCUUAUUUUAGGUUAUAA
Molecule: messenger RNA, 1104 nt
Organism: Lathyrus sativus (Indian pea)
Lineage: Eukaryota; Viridiplantae; Streptophyta; Magnoliopsida; Fabales; Fabaceae
Source: the annotation of a GenBank genome assembly